Nematostella vectensis (starlet sea anemone) is the source of this 3111-nucleotide messenger RNA. RefSeq lists its product as uncharacterized. Bases 145 to 1911 code for a protein of 588 amino acids. The record is from RefSeq and is a predicted model, not a curated record. NCBI's taxonomy places the organism in Eukaryota, Metazoa, Cnidaria, Anthozoa, Actiniaria, Edwardsiidae. The transcript is spliced from 8 exons. Gene Ontology annotation, biological process: hippo signaling; regulation of cell population proliferation; apoptotic process. Gene Ontology annotation, molecular function: molecular adaptor activity; protein binding.
GAGCCAAACAGCGAGCAUACUGUUUAUAAUUCUUAGUUCAACAUGACACCCAUUCUUAGCGUGUCGUUCAUGCUGAAAAAAUGUCCCUCAUAAUCCCUUAAGAAAUGUUCUCGAAUAGAGUACAGCCAAAAUCCUCAUAGAGGUAUGCCUUUUCGUUUGCUUCGGAAGAAAAUCUCGAAAGACAAGGCUAAAAAGACAAAAGAACGUUUGAUCCAUGGCAAAUAUACGAAGCGGGAAGAUACUGCGCGAAUUUUGCAGGAACAACUCACAAAGAGUGCCUCAACACCCAAUAUUGCAGCUGCUGUAUUGAAACAGUGUGACAUUGAAGAGUCAUAUCAACCACAUUCUCAAGAGCCAGUCUAUCUAAAUAAUGAUGACACCGUCAAUCAAAAUGCAGGGAUUCUUAUGUUAUCAAAUAGAACACCUUUGCUUGACCGCUUUCAGCCAGAUUCCCAGACAAUUACAUUCUUUCAUAGAGAAAAUUCACCACCACACCAAGAAGCAUUCCAAAACAAUAAUGUCCAAGAUCCCAAUGAUUUAUUAAAUUCCUUUAAAAACUUACAGUUAGAUCAACAAAACUGUGCUUCAUGUCAAAUAGAUCAUAUGCAGGGUGACCCCUCUAGAGGUAGCGAGUCACCAAGGGGUGUUACCAUGGGAUACCGUCAUCCUCCCCCAUACAAUGAAAUUGUUGGAAAGCAAAACAAGAAAGAUAAACUUGUUCUUGACCAUUACCGGCAUCCUCCUCCUUACAGAGAGCAGAGGUUGAGUGGAGAGAUGUCCAAUCUUUACCCAGGCAAUUUCUCCCCAGAAUUUUACAACUUUUUGCAUAAUUAUCAAGACUAUGGAGGAAUGGCACCUGGAUUCCCUGACUCUAGGGGAUAUUUCAUGCCUGGAAAUAUCCCAACAAGUGCAAGCAUGAAUUUUCAAGACAUUAGGGAAACACAGUUCAAAAAUACUGGACAAGAGGCCAGAACAGAAUUGUUUCUCUACCCAGAUGGCAGUAACAUGGACAGAAGACAGAGCCUUGGUUAUCAACAACAAGUCUCUGAGUACUCUAGAAUUGCCAGUGUGCCUGGCGCCUUGUUGAAUAAUGCAGCCAGGCAGAAGUACCAGCUCAAUAGGCCUGUAGAUUACAACCCACAGCAGAACCAGAUGGUGUCACAGUUUGGCCAGACAGGUCCAAGGGUUGAGGAAGUGAACCACAUGAGAGGGUAUCAGCAGUUCCAGGCAAUGCAUGACCAGCAACAGGUAGUCUUCAGCCAGUCUGAUGGUAUGAUGAUACAGCAGUCAUCACAGCAAACAGUUAAUUCAGAGAUGCCUAUUGUGGAUGUGGACUGCCCUCUACCCCCAGGCUGGGAAAUUGCUUAUGCUCCAGACAACAAGAUAUACUACAUAGACCACAAUACACAGACAACACACUGGAAACAUCCAUUGGAAAAACUAGAAUCACCAGAUGGCUGGGAGCAAGUGGAAUCUCCUCAAUAUGGUAUCUAUUAUGUCAACCAUGCAACUGGCUCCUCCCAGCGUGAACACCCUGCCAAGUCACAGUACUUCCAGCAGUUGCAGAGUAUGCCGUAUCGUGAGAAUGGCCAUCGGGAAGAGUGGAAUGGGCUUGCGGUAGGACUGCCAGGCAGGGAAGCUCAAGAUUCACUCAUGGCUUCUACCACACAUGCAAACCCCUAUAUUGGAACAGAAACACCAGAGUGGCUCAAGACAUAUGCAAAGGCUCCAUCCAAAUUUGAUCCACUGCUCAAGCUUCAUCAGCAUCUCCAUCCUCCUCGGUCUGCUUCAAAAAAAAUGCCCAUCUCGCUUGGUCUUGUCCACAGUGGGAGCUCUUCAGGUACAACGAGUUGGACUGCUGGCAGACCAUCCUCAAGCGGAUGUACAAGAAAGAAGUGGAGCAGAUUGUGAUGCGGUACGAGGAACUGAGGCAGGCGCUUCAGCGAGAGCUCGAAAGGAGACAGAAACAACACAAGCGCUGCAGUGCAACAUAUGCUGAGAGUGACAAGGAAAGUGAUGUUUGAUGUUUGAAGAACCUUGAUUUAAAGGUGAUAUGUGAUUUACAAGGAUCAGUUUAUCUGAAGGUGAUGUCAGAAGAACACUUGAUCUAAAAGUGAUUUCUGAAGAACACUUUGAACACUUGAACCUCUGACGUCCGAGGAAUGGUUUAUCUGAAAGUGAACAGACUUGAUCUAAAAGUGAUGUCGAAAGAGCACUAACCUUAAAGUGAUGUCUGAUAAAGUCAGACUUUCCUUUCAUUACAAGCCUGAAAGACAGAUGUUUCACAAGUUCAGGCUGCACAUGAACAUGGCUGACGAUCUUCGAAGACCUUGAAAUUCAUUUAACAGAGCUUUCGUUCCCAAAUGUUCAUUUAAUCUUAAGGACGUCGGUCGCGAGCUGUGCUAAGUAGGAUAGAUAUAGAUUAAUCAGGGUUUGCAGCAAAUACUGGGCCAAGAUGGGAUAGCAGGGGAAGGGGGUUCUAAGGGUUGGGGGUUCUAAGGGUUGAUUUUUGAGAUAAAAAUUAAUUGCUAGUCUUUGUCACAGUUCCUGUAACAAGAUUUUGCAAUAUGAAAAUACGUGGCAGAUUAUCGUCUGUGGUUGAGGGGGAUGCUGAACGUAACCCCACAACCUUAUCCUUAUCUAUUGCUCGUUAAUUCGGUCAGUCCUUGAGUACGCUGCUCCUGUCUGGGCCUCCCUUCCUGAGUACCUUGCAGAGCUUAUCGAAACAGUACAACGAAAAGCUAUUCGAAUAAUCUACCCUUGCCUUAGCUAUGAAUCAGGGCUCAAAGUAGCAAAAAUGGACUCACUUACAGUCCGCAGAGCAGAACUGUGCCGUCGAUUCAUGGCCAAAGCAAGAUGCACUGAGCCUAUAAAAUAUAUAAUACAAUCUGGGACUGAGGUCGCCCAUGGUUAUUCGCUAAGGGGGGGUUGCAGCCGUUUGGAUAAAUCAAUUGGUGUAACUGAAAGGUAUAAUAACUUUAUCACAAUUCGUUUCCAGUAGUUAUGCCAGUAUUUAUUUAUACAUUGUUAAGUGUAGUGUGCAUCGGCCGACAUACUGUAAUUUAGCUUAUGCUACAAAAGUAUGAAUAAACGAUUAUUAUUAUAUUAUUA